AAAACACACUCAUACCCAUACCCAGACCAUCAAAACCGGAAACCAAACCAACCCACGUGAAAAACAAAACAAAAAAACCCCCAUCCCAGAUGCAAGGAAUAAGCAAAGCAAACCCUCCCGAUCCAAAAGAGCCAAGCGGACGACUAGGUAGGUACCUAGGUAAGUGCCGGCGGGCGCGUACGAUUGGAGCAGAAGGCGCGCGGGGCCGGUUUCAGGUCUGGCUGAAGAAUGCAGGCAGGGUGGAUUGCAGGGAUGAUAGGGAGUGUUUAGACCGUGCUGUGGGAUGGUAUUGGGGGUGGGCGGCUACUGCUAGGCUGCUGCUACUUUCUAGACUGUUUCUUGCUUCGUAUGGAGGACUAGUUAGUGUAGUGGGUAGGAGGGAGGGUGGGGUGUUUUUGUGAUAUAUUUUGAUUUGCGUUGGGAUUGUAGGUAUGUGAUAGUACCUUCUACCGACUUGGAUACGUAGGGUAGUUAUUA
Molecule: messenger RNA, 477 nt
Organism: Aspergillus steynii IBT 23096
Lineage: Eukaryota; Fungi; Ascomycota; Eurotiomycetes; Eurotiales; Aspergillaceae
Exons: 1
Coding region: 90-401 (103 amino acids)
Source: RefSeq, a predicted model, not a curated record